Molecule: messenger RNA, 3131 nt
Organism: Euleptes europaea (tarantolino)
Lineage: Eukaryota; Metazoa; Chordata; Lepidosauria; Squamata; Sphaerodactylidae
Gene: ATXN2L
Product: ataxin 2 like
Exons: 23
Coding region: 14-3061 (1015 amino acids)
Biological process (GO): cytoplasmic stress granule assembly
Cellular component (GO): cytoplasmic stress granule
Molecular function (GO): RNA binding
Source: RefSeq, a predicted model, not a curated record
UGUCGCCGCCGCCAUGUUGAAGCAGCCGCUGCCGCCGCCCUCCCCUCAGCCCGGCUCCCCCGCCUCGGGCCCGCCGCCGCCCACCACGCCGACGCCGCCUCCCCCGGCCGCCGCCUCGCGGAAGCCCAACCCUCCCCCGGCCAGCCCCAACGGCAGCCUCAGCCCCGGCGCGGCGGGAGGAGCCAGGGCCGCCACCGUGGCGCCCCCCGGCAGCGGGGCGGGAGCCCCCCCUGGAGGGAGCGGCACCAGGGGUCAGAGCACAGGCAAAGGGCCUCCGCCGUCUCCUGUCUUUGAAGGUGUCUACAACAAUUCCCGAAUGCUGCACUUCCUGACAGCUGUCGUGGGCUCCACGUGUGAUGUAAAGGUGAAAAAUGGAAGCACCUAUGAGGGGAUUUUUAAAACAUUGAGCUCCAAGUUUGAGCUGGCUGUGGACGCCGUGCACAAAAAGGUGCCCGAUCAGCCAGUGGGGCCCAAGCGGGAGGAUAUUGUGGACACGAUGGUCUUCAAGCCUGCCGACGUUAUGCUUGUGCACUUCCGCAACGUCGAUUUUAACUACGCCACCAAAGAUAAGUUCACAGAUUCUGCUAUUGCCAUGAAUUCAAAGGUGAACGGAGAGCACAAGGAGAAGGUUCUGCAGCGUUGGGAAGGGGGAGACAGCAACAGUGAUGACUAUGACUUGGAAUCUGACAUGUCUAAUGGCUGGGACCCAAAUGAGAUGUUCAAGUUCAACGAGGAAAAUUACGGUGUGAAGACCACCUAUGACAGUAGCCUCUCCUCGUACACGGUACCGCUUGAGAAAGAUAAUUCAGAGGAAUUCCGGCAGCGAGAGGCCAGGGCUGCCCAGCUGGCUCGGGAGAUCGAGUCAAGCCCACAGUACCGACAGCGCAUUGCCAUGGAGAAUGAUGAUGGACGCACAGAAGAAGAAAAGCACAGCUCUGUGCAAAGACAAGUAUCGGGGAGGGACAGCCCUAGUCUGGCAUCCAGAGAUGGCAAAUACAUACCACUUCCCCAACGUGUCAGAGAAGGCACACGAGGAGGCAUGCGCUGCAGCAGCUCUCGUGGUGGGAGGCCCAGCAUGGGCUCUUUACCGCCCCGUGGAAGUGGCCAUCAUCCAGACAGCAACCCUGGCUCCAUCCCGGAGCAGCGAGGAAUCAACGGAGGCCCGUCCAGAAUGUCUCCAAAGUCUCAGCGACCCCUCCGGGGGGCCAAGACAAUGUCUUCCCCUUCCAGCCGGCCCAUGGAAGUCUCAGCUGCAUCUACAACAGUGGGCCGCCUGUAUCCUCCUCGUUCUCCCAAGUCUGUCUCGGCUGUGCCAGUCUCCUCCCAGGAUCCCCCCGUGGGAUCAGCUGUCCCUGCUGCUCCUGCAUCACCCUCUGAAUCGAGAACUGCCUUGGAGCCUAGUGCUUCCCCAACCCCGCCUUCGCCCAAGGUCCUGACAUCUGCCCCUAUAGCUGCUGUUGAGGUUAAAGAGGUGCCUAGCUCUGCCACCAAAGAACCCAGCAGGACCUUGGAAGUUAUGGGGCCCUCAGACCUGGUUAAACAGGCCAACAAAGGACUCCAAAAUGAGCAGAAAAGGAAUCAGCUGGAAGAGCUGCGCAAGUUUGGAGCCCAGUUCAAGCUUCAGCCUAGCUCCUCCUCAGAAGCCUCGCUGGACCCUUUCCGGCCCAAGGAGACUCUUGAAGGGAAAGGGAAGGACAAGCCUCCGGAAGCAUUGGUGGGGGCAGGGGGCACGUGCGAAGUGGCUGACGAAUCCCCCAAGCCCACCCUGGAGCUGUCUGAAAGCAGCAGUAAGGAGGAGAAGGGACCCUGCGAAGGCAUGGAACGCCAGACCCAGACGGCUAGCCCCCCAGGCAAAGGCGACACAGAUGACAAAGAGGAUGGCCCUGUCUCAGAGCAGGUGAAGAAGUCAACACUGAACCCGAAUGCAAAAGAAUUUAACCCCUCAAAGACGCUUCUGUCUGUGAACAAGUCAACGAGUACGCCUACUUCGCCAGGACCACGCACCCACUCUACACCCUCCAUCCCAGUGAUCACACCAGGGCAAAGUGGCAUGUACAGUCCACAGUACAUCUCCUACAUCCCACAGAUCCACAUGAGCCCAGCUGUGCAGGCUCCUCAGAUGUACCCGUAUCCUGUUUCCAACUCUGUGCCUGGACAGCAAGGGAAGUACCGAGCCAAAGGCUCCCUACCCCCGCAGCGCUCUGACCAGCACCAGCCUACUUCAGCGCCUCCCAUGAUGCAGGCUGCAGCAGCUGCAGGCCCCCCGCUGGUGGCUGCCACGCCGUAUUCCCCAUACAUCUCUUACAAUCCCCAGCAGUUCACAGGGCAGCCCACCAUGAUGCAGCCCAUGGCACACUACCCCUCGCAGCCUGUCUUUGCCCCCAUGCUGCAGAGCAACCCGCGUAUGAUGACAUCCGGCAGCCACCCCCAGGCCAUUGUCUCGUCAUCCACCCCCCAGUACCCCCAGGCAGAGCAACCUACGCCCCAGACGCUCUAUGCCGCAGUGCAUCAGUCGUAUCCCCACCAUGCCACACAGCUGCAUCCGCAUCAGCCUCAACCAGCUACCACACCCACGGGCAACCAACAGCAAGCGCAACAUGCUGCCCCCAGCCCUGUGCAGCACCAGGCUGGACAGCCACCUCACUUGGCCAGCGCCCAGCAGCAGCAGAACCUUUACCACACGGCCACACUGACCGCUACGCCCCCUUCCAUAACACCAGGGCCAAGCGCUCAGUCUCCACAAAGCAGCUUUCCCCAGCAGGCUGUUUACGCCAUCCAUGCUCACCAGCAGCUACAGCAUGGCUACACCAACAUGGCCCAUGUAACCCAGGCCCACGUCCAGACUGGAAUUGCAGCCGCCCCGCCCCCUCAUCCUGGAGCUCCCCAGGUCAUGCUGCUGCACCCCUCACAGACCCAUGGUGGGCCUCCCCAGGGAGGUGUGCCCCAGAGCGGUGUGCCCACUCUCUCCGCCUCCACACCCUCCCCAUACACUUAUAUAGGGCACCACCAAGUUCAGUCUCAUCCUUCCCAGCAGCUUCCAUUCCACCCCCCUGGGAACUGAUGCCCACGCUUCUCUCUGUGACCUGAGACCCCCAGCCAGCCUUGGCUCAGUUGCUGGCCCCCCCGCCUGG